Paramecium primaurelia is the source of this 440-nucleotide messenger RNA. Lineage: Eukaryota; Ciliophora; Oligohymenophorea; Peniculida; Parameciidae. The record is from the annotation of a GenBank genome assembly.
AUGAGUAUAAAUCCUCCACAUAGACUUAUAAAUGAUUAUAAGAAUUAAUCAUUUCAAAUUAAAAAAACAUAAAUUAUUAUCUAAAAUUGCUAAUAUAAUUUAAUAAACAAAAAAAUAUAUAUGAUAAGAUUGUAUGAUUAUAUCAAUUAUGAUAAUUUAAUAGGAUUUUAUGGAAGACUUUAGUGUAUAAAUAUUAUAGUUGUAUGAAAGAAUUAAAAGAUGAAAUGUAAUUAGAUUAUUUAAUUUGAGAAUCAAUUAAUAGAUAAAUAAUUGUUAAGAUCAAACUAUUUCAUUCUAAUUAAUAUAUUGAUGGUGUUAAAAUUUACAGAUGUGAUUAUUGUUAGGAAUAUAUCUAAAACUUCUUUAUUCUACUGGAUUUCAUUAUAAUUAGUAAAAAUUCAAUUGAAUUGUUCAUGAGGUCAUCUAAAUUUAAUUAUUGA